Messenger RNA from Oreochromis aureus, 1114 nucleotides. RefSeq names its product cms1 ribosomal small subunit homolog (gene cmss1). NCBI's taxonomy places the organism in Eukaryota, Metazoa, Chordata, Actinopteri, Cichliformes, Cichlidae. The transcript has 10 exons. Gene Ontology annotation, cellular component: nucleus; 90S preribosome. The record is from RefSeq and is a predicted model, not a curated record. The coding region runs from base 66 to 941 and encodes 291 amino acids.
GAACGCAACCCUAGCUUGCUCUCUUAGCGGUAUAUUUGGAUUGGACGGAGUAUUAGCUAAAGAAAAUGGGUGACGACUUGGGUGACGAGUGGUGGCAACACGAGUACAAAUCAGAUGCAUCUGAGGUGGAGGAGGAGGAGACGGAACAAAAGAAAAAGCCAGCAGAAAAAACAAAGACAAAACCAGAGAAGAGGAAGAUUGUAACAGAGAAGCCUGCUAAAGCCAAGAAGAAGAAAAAUAAUGAGCAGAACGAGCAGACGAUCCCUCCAAGGAAGGAGACUCGGGAUGAAAAGUCCGCUAAACCCCCCAAAAAGAGAAAGAAAAAGAAAACGAUAACAGAUGUCUUGGCCACCUCUGAGCCAAAACCAGGCUGUCCAGCUGACCUGCAGGAUCUGGUUACACAGUACUUUAAAGACAAGCGGUCUGUAAUUGAGCAGGAGGAGCUCAAAGUGCAGGACUCCUUUUUCCUGUCUAGUAAUGACUUGACACACACCCUCUCUUCUUAUCUGAAACAGAUUGCUCCCAAGUGGGCAAAGAUUCAAAAGCAGCACACAGAAAAAAGUUCUGUGGUUCUGCUUGUCGUCUGCAGCUCUGCUCUCCGAACCAUCGAGCUCAUCAAGCAGCUGACUAGUUUCAAGGGUGAAGCCAAAGCAGUGAAGCUUUUUGCAAAACAUAUCAAGAUAGAAGAGCAGGUGAAGCUGCUGCAGAAAGGCAUCUCCCACAUAGGAGUGGGGACACCAGGGAGGAUCAGUGCUCUCAUUGAGAGAGAGGGUUUGAGCUUGCAGGCAUUGAGAUACCUGGUUCUGGACUGGAACUGGAGGGAUCAGAAGCUCAGAAGGAUGGUGGACAUUCCUGAGAUCAAACAGGAUCUUAUGAAGCUGUUGGAGAGUGGCGUCUUGGCUCGCUGUAAAGAAGACAAAGUCAAAAUUGGACUAUUUUAACUGACUGCUUGACAUUUAAAGAGACUUUGUCUUUGCUAUUCCUUGUGCUGAUCCUGUCCCGAGCCUUUAAUAUUUCCAGAGCCUGUGUGAAAUGUACGGCAUUGUUUGUUCACUUUUGUGACCAACACAAUGUCAGGGAGUGUGAUGAAUGAAUAAACAGACUCCAAAUUAAA